Messenger RNA from Cyprinus carpio (common carp), 843 nucleotides. RefSeq names its product LINE-1 retrotransposable element ORF1 protein. Lineage: Eukaryota; Metazoa; Chordata; Actinopteri; Cypriniformes; Cyprinidae. Bases 1 to 843 code for a protein of 280 amino acids. The record is from RefSeq and is a predicted model, not a curated record. The transcript has a single exon.
AUGGGGCAUAAACGUGGUCAUUCGAACAACUCGUCGUCUGAUGCUAAGAUGGUUAGCGUUAGUAUUAACGCGUGCUCACCAGCCAACAGUGGCCAUGAUUACACUGUUUCUUGUGUGAGCGAGGAAGAUAUGUUCAGUUUAGCUGAAGAGGCGUUCCCUGCAUUGCCUAUUACCCAGAGUAAAUCACCAGUCAUAAAGAAAAGAGCAAGUGACGACACUCGAGCUGAUAUCUCGACGCAGCUGUCAGGCAUAACACAGCUGAUCAACAGCUGCUCAGACCGAAUAGAGAAAAAGAUCUCAGACAUGUCAGCUGAACUGAAGGCCGUUGUUGAGAAGGUUAUCAGUCUUGAGUGGCGUAUGGAUGAUGUUGAACGGCCUGUGGCUCAGAUGCAGCGGAGGAUGGAUGAUAUGGAAACAUAUUUGAGAAGACGUAAUUUGAGGAUAGCCGGGAUUCCUGAAUCUGCGCAUGAAGAUAUUCGGCUUGAGGUGGUCAAAAUAUGCCAAAAUGCUCUUCACAGUGCUAAAGACAAACUCUUGGAUGUUAUUGACGUGGUCCAUCGUCUCAGGAAGAUCCAACAAGAGGGCACGAAGCGUCCCAGGGUGACCAUUAUGCAGUUCUCCAUUCGCUCUUACAGAGACGCUGUUUGGAAGGCCGCGAAGAAUUCUUCAUAUCUGAAAGAGAAUGCUCUGCGUUUCAUGGAAGAUUUCUCAGCAGGAGAUCGUGAGAGGAGAAGGAAGCUGUGGCCAGAGGUCCAAAAGGCACGCACGGAGGGGAAGACGGCAUUCUUCAUCGGAGGCAAAGCUUUCAUUCAAGGGCAGGGAGAAAUUAUCCUUCCUGAUUAA